Entamoeba histolytica HM-1:IMSS is the source of this 609-nucleotide messenger RNA. RefSeq names its product RNA recognition motif domain containing protein. Lineage: Eukaryota; Evosea; Mastigamoebida; Endamoebidae. The transcript has a single exon. Gene Ontology annotation, cellular component: nucleus; ribonucleoprotein complex; cytosol. Gene Ontology annotation, molecular function: poly(A) binding; poly(U) RNA binding; mRNA 3'-UTR binding. Bases 1 to 609 code for a protein of 202 amino acids. The record is from RefSeq and is a predicted model, not a curated record.
AUGGAAACAUAUGGUAAUGUAAUAAGUUGUAACAUAUCAUUAAAUAAAAAUAAACAAUCAAAUGGAUAUGGAUAUGUUGAAUUUGAAACUGAAGAAGAAUGUCAAAAGGUACUUGAUUCAAAAAGAGAGAUUCAAAAACAAAUAGGAGAUCAAAAUUUUAUUAUUGAACCAUUUAAUAAACCUGUUAAUAAACACAAUUGUAUUUAUGUAACAAAUAUUGAUUCAACAGUAGAAGAUAUUGAUAUUAUUACUUAUUUCUCAAAAUUUGGAGAAAUAGAAAAAAAGGAUAAGAAAAUAAAAUGUUUCUUUCGUCUUGAACAAACUCUCAAAAAGAAAAAUGGAUUUAUUACUUAUAUUAAUGAAGAAGAUGCUACAAAAGCAUUAAAUAGUCCAACAGAAAAUGUAUUAGGAAAAGAUAUUCAUAUCGAAUUAUAUAAAUCAAAAAAAGAAAAGGCACAAGAAAAAGAAGAAAAUCUAACAUCUCUGUAUAAAAACUAUAAUUUAAAAAUUAAAUUUAAGAAACGUAACAAGGUCACUCGAAAAAGUAUUUCUAAUUAUUUCAAAGGUUGUGGUAAAAUUUAUAGCAUCUAUAUUCAAAUGAAUAAGUAA